Molecule: messenger RNA, 1115 nt
Organism: Dinoponera quadriceps
Lineage: Eukaryota; Metazoa; Arthropoda; Insecta; Hymenoptera; Formicidae
Gene: RpL5
Product: 60S ribosomal protein L5
Exons: 6
Coding region: 104-997 (297 amino acids)
Biological process (GO): translation; ribosomal large subunit assembly
Cellular component (GO): cytosolic large ribosomal subunit; ribosome
Molecular function (GO): structural constituent of ribosome; 5S rRNA binding
Source: RefSeq, a predicted model, not a curated record
AAACCUGCAAACCUUGCUUACACAUUGCUUCACGUUACUUUUCCUGCGGAUCUCUCUGUGGAACGUCGUCUUAUCGUGCUUCUCUCGAAUUACCUUGGACAUAAUGGGUUUCGUCAAAGUAGUAAAAAAUAAACAGUACUUCAAACGGUACCAAGUUCAAUUUAAGAGGCGCCGACAAGGAAAGACUGAUUAUUAUGCUCGUAAGAGAUUGACGAUUCAAGAUAAAAAUAAGUACAAUACUCCUAAAUAUAGGUUGAUUGUACGGUUGUCUAAUAAAGACAUUACUUGUCAGGUCGCUUAUUCAAGAAUCGAAGGCGAUAAAAUUGUCUGUGCAGCUUAUAGCCAUGAACUUCCUAGGUACGGAGUAAAAGUUGGUCUCACCAACUAUGCAUCUGCAUACUGUACUGGUUUACUUUUGGCAAGAAGGCUGCUGAAGAAAUUAGGGCUGGAUACCUUGUAUGUUGGUAAUACAGAUGUAAAUGGGGACGAAUAUAAUGUUGAAGGAUUGGAUGAUGGCCCAGGAGCUUUUAGAUGUUAUUUAGACACUGGUUUGAUGCGCACUACAACGGGCGCACGAGUUUUUGGUGCCAUGAAAGGUGCAGUUGAUGGUGGCCUCAACAUCCCUCAUAGUACUAAGAGAUUUCCGGGCUAUGACAAUGAGUCAAAGUCGUUUAAUGCGGAUGUACACAGGCAACAUAUAUUUGCCCAACAUGUUGCCAAUUAUAUGAGAACUCUUGAAGAAGAAGACGAUGAAGUCUUCAAGAAACAAUUUUCGCAGUACAUUAAGCAUGGGAUUUCUGCGAAUGACAUCGAAAAUAUCUAUAAAAAAGCUCAUGAGGGAAUUCGAGCUAACCCUGAACACCAAAAAGUUGUGAAAGAUAAAGAGCCAAUUAAAAAGAGGUGGAACAGGGCAAAACUAUCGCUCUCAGAAAGAAGAAAUCGUAUAUCCCAGAAGAAGGCCUCUUUCCUCCGAACACUUGAAGAAACUGAAACUUAAUUUUUGUUCGGCUGGGUUAUACAAAUUACUUAAUAAACAAUAUUUAUGAAUAAUAAGAGUGAAUACACAUACAUAACGAAUUCAUGUUUUAAUUGUAAUAUAUACAAUAUAAAUAAUG